CUCAUCAUGUUAAAACUGGAACAUGUGAAGUGGUGGCUCUCCACCGAUGUUGUAAUAAGAACAAAAUAGAAGAAAGAUCACAGACAGUCAAGUGCUCCUGCUUUCCCGGGCAGGUAGCAGGUACCACCCGAGCAGCUCCUUCUUGUGUUGAUGCCUCAAUUGUAGAACAAAAAUGGUGGUGCCACAUGCAACCAUGUCUUGAAGGGGAGGAAUGCAAAGUCCUUCCAGAUCGAAAAGGAUGGAGCUGUUCUUCUGGGAAUAAAGUGAAAACAACAAGGGCAAACGUGUAAAACCAUUCAAGAACAAG
This is a messenger RNA of Python bivittatus (Burmese python), 307 nucleotides long. NCBI's taxonomy places the organism in Eukaryota, Metazoa, Chordata, Lepidosauria, Squamata, Pythonidae. The record is from RefSeq and is a predicted model, not a curated record.